Messenger RNA from Abrus precatorius (Indian licorice), 1792 nucleotides. Its product is annotated as seipin-2-like. The record is from RefSeq and is a predicted model, not a curated record. The transcript has 2 exons. NCBI's taxonomy places the organism in Eukaryota, Viridiplantae, Streptophyta, Magnoliopsida, Fabales, Fabaceae. Gene Ontology annotation, biological process: lipid storage; lipid droplet organization. Gene Ontology annotation, cellular component: endoplasmic reticulum membrane. Bases 27 to 1592 code for a protein of 521 amino acids.
ACGUUCAUAAUCCGAUCAAAUGAUUCAUGUCACCGUUCCCAAUGGACCCGCCGUUGCAAGGCCCAAACAACCAACACGACGACGUUUUCUUCGACGCGCUUCCUCAGUGCCCCUUCCACCAUUGCUCCGGCGACGCCGAUAAAUCGCCGGAAUCUUCCUGCUCUGCUUCCAUUAUUUGCGAUCCUGACCCUCCCUCUCCAUUUCCGGCCACCACAGUCCGCCGCCGUUCAACUCGCCGUCGGUCACCGGUUAGGGAAUCCAAUGGCUCCGACGGUAAUUCGGUGAACGGUGCCGAAACAAAAUUCCGGAGCAAUCAAAAUUUUGAAACUUCGAAGGAAAAUGAGAAUCUUCUCGAGAAAUGCUAUUCAAAUCGAGAGAAAGUUCGUCCCUUUCAAUCCCCGAGUGUUGUCACCGAAGAGAGAAGCGAGGAAUCAACGCUAACCACAGCUGAGAACGACGAUGGACCCGGCGAUUCCGCUGACUCGGCGGCGGAACUUGGUGAUUCCCCUUCGAAUUCGCUUGAAUAUGUUGCUGCUUUGGUGAUUAGGGCAAUUAUGUUUCAAAUUAAGAUUUUCAUUGUGUUGAUGAAGUGCCCAAUGUUGUUCAUGUUACACGCUUGCAUGUUUUUUGUGGACCCUUUUGGAACAAUUAGAAAGGGGAAGGGUUAUUUUGUGGAAAUUUUGGGUGAAGUGUGGUGCUGGGUUUGUGGUUGCCUUGGUCCUUCAGUUCAGGGAUGGUUCAAAGAGCACAAGUCGUUAUGGAAUGCUGUAUUUAGGUGUGGAUGGGGUUUGUUGUGGUCAAUCUAUGUUUGUUUCAUUUUGUUUGCUCUUUUGGUUUCCUCACUUGUGGUUGGUUGGUUUUUGGUGAAGUGUUUGGUGGAGAAGCCGUUUCAGAUGAGGCAAGUUUUGAAAUUUGAUUACACCAAGCAGAGUCCUGUUGCAUUUGUGCCCAUAAUGUCAUGUGCUGGUGUUGGAGGUGGCCAAGAUUAUGAGAAUGACAUGGCAGUUAGUAGGUGGACGAGUAAAAGGGUUAUACCUGCUAAUCAGAAAGUGCUGGUAACUGUGUCAUUGCUAGUUCCAGAGUCAGGAUACAACACAAAUCUUGGUGUUUUUCAGAUCAGGGUAGACUUCUUGUCUUCUGAUGGCAAAACAAUUGCAAGUUCAAGCCAACCUUGCAUGUUAAAAUUCACAAGUGAGCCUAUCCGCGUAAUCAUGGUGUUCCUCAAGAUUGUACCACUGGUUACCGGUUAUAUAUCAGAAACCCAGACCCUGAAUGUCAAGAUGAGAGGUUUUGUUGAAGGGCAUGUACCUACUUCAUGCUUAAAAGUAACACUUGAGCAGCGAGCAGAAUAUCCACCUGGUGCUGGCAUUCCUCAAAUAUAUGAUUCAUCUGUAGUUAUUGAAUCAGAACUUCCCUUAUUCAAGAGGAUUAUAUGGCAUUUGAAGAUGGGCAUAUUUGCAUGGAUCACAAUGAUGACAUUCAUGAUGGAGUUACUCUUAUUACUCUUAGCCCUAGUGUGUUGCUGGCCUAUAAUGAUUCCAAGAACCAGGCAAAGGAGUGGUUCUGAAAGUGUUACUGGUGCCCAUUCGUGACAGUAAUGGAAGAAUACCCCCACCCCAAUAGUAUAACCUGGCAUAUUCUGACAUGUAGAUCUAUAUUUAGUGAGGCAUCCUAACUUAAAUUCUUUCUUUCUUAAAUUUCCUUUUCAAAUCACAAUGUACAUGUUUAAUUGCACAUUAUGUAUAAUAUAUUUUGGCCAAAUCUAUGUCCAUAUAGCUGGCCAACAAUUUUG